UGUACAUGACCAGGAUAUCGGCUAUCUGACCUGAGCUUCUUGUGUCUGUUGAAGCCUGUCUCCUUCCAUCCCACACUUUGCUCUCCAAACUACCAUGGGGGCUUUAUCAAUUGCAAUUGCGCCAGGUUCCGCUUUCAUAUAAUAGCCCGGCGUCGAUUUGAUCUUUCAUCUUCAUCAUGGGACCCUACGUGCACCGAUCGGUGUCUCUUGCAAUUUGUAGUCCAAACUUAAACCGGGCCAGAAGUGAGAGCUUUUCUUUUUCGCACUGCGUUAUUACAGGCACAACCAAUCCUAUUGUCGCGGCGACUGUCUUGAGUACUCUAUUUGAGGCUUUCGAACAUUAUUCUCCUAUCUGAUUUGGCUCAUGAUGUGCCGACCGACAGCGCGCUUUCCGUGUAUAGUUGCGGCUGCCAGAGGACUUUCGAACACUAUUAGAGUUAACACUGAGUUGGCAAGAACCGUUCCCUCAUACUCGUCUUCCCCUACCCACCACAUUCGUCUUCUCGCAUUCGUCACGAUCCGUAGUCACUCACCACAUUUAUCGUUUAUCAUUCACCACAACCAAUCAUUACCUUACAUUGCCUAUCAUUAUGUCGUCCCGUUAAGGCGGAGGCAGUCGUCCGAACGGCCAAGGCAGACAGCCUCCCAGAUCAACUCAAGCUCCCGCGAUAUCCGACAGUACUUCCGAAAUAUGUCAACGAAAACAUCGACUCCGCGAUACACUACCCUCCCGCUUCAGCAUACUCUCCGCCGAAAACACCAAGUGCUGACGAGGACUGGACCCUGCCCGCCAAAGCUCCACCGCCUGUCACGCAGCAAACACCUGUCAAGCGCACUGCCUCUCACGAGAGCAGGAUCUGAGGAUGGAGAGGUCAUCGAGCUUGUCAAAUCGACGCCAGCCAAAUUCAAUGAUAUCAGGAGCUGUCUCGAGAUGCAGUUGAGCGUCAAGAUUACGGAGGAGGAUUGGGAGGACCUCUUGAAAGGCGAUGUUUGACAAGAGGAGUAUGACAGCGGUAGAGCAUCGGUCGGAGAGACCCGGCAUGGGGGCGUUAUCGAGUUCGGUUUAGAUUGUAGUCUUAUUAGACCGAGUAUCUGUUACUCAGGUCUUCCCUGUCUCGCUGCCUCAUGGUAUCUUCGGGCUCAGCUAGGGUAUCUUCACUGCUCUUG
Molecule: messenger RNA, 1167 nt
Organism: Paraphaeosphaeria sporulosa
Lineage: Eukaryota; Fungi; Ascomycota; Dothideomycetes; Pleosporales; Didymosphaeriaceae
Exons: 1
Coding region: 365-994 (209 amino acids)
Source: RefSeq, a predicted model, not a curated record